Eptesicus fuscus (big brown bat) is the source of this 1777-nucleotide messenger RNA. It is a transcript of the gene NEMP1, whose product is annotated as nuclear envelope integral membrane protein 1. Bases 22 to 1350 code for a protein of 442 amino acids. Gene Ontology annotation, cellular component: nuclear envelope. The record is from RefSeq and is a predicted model, not a curated record. NCBI's taxonomy places the organism in Eukaryota, Metazoa, Chordata, Mammalia, Chiroptera, Vespertilionidae. The transcript is spliced from 9 exons.
AGGCGGUGGCGGGAGGCGACUAUGGCGGGAGGCAUGAAAGUGGCGGUCUCUCCUGCUGCUGAUGCCGGGCCCUGGGGCUGGGGGGCCGGGGGCGGCGGGGCAGUGCGGCUGCUCCUGGUUCUCUCCGGAUGCUUGGUCUGUGGCUCAGCUAAAAUUGAUGUGGUCAUGCUUCAGGAAUCUCGAGUUUAUACUACGAUUGCCAGGCAACAAUUCUGUUAUGAAAAUGUGCUUAUCCCAAAGUGGCAUGAUAUAUGGACACGGAUACAGAUUCGGGUAAAUAGUUCCAAACUGGUACGAGUCACCCAGGUGGAGAAUGAGGAGAAACUGAAGGAGCUAGAGCAGUUUAGUAUUUGGAACUUUUUUUCUUCCUUUUUAAAAGAGAAAUUGAAUGACACCUAUGUUAAUGUGGGACUGUACAGCACAAAAACCUGCCUCAAAGUUGAGAUUAUAGAGGAAGACACCAAGUACAGUGUCACCGUGACCCGCAGAUUUGACCCCAAACUCUUUCUCGUUUUCCUUCUUGGACUAAUGUUAUUUUUUUGUGGAGAUUUGUUGAGCAGAAGCCAAAUCUUCUACUAUUCCACUGGGAUGAGUGUGGGAAUUGUGGCAUCUCUGCUAAUCAUCAUUUUCAUGCUGUCCAAGUUUAUGCCCAAGAAAAGUCCCAUUUACAUCAUCCUGGUGGGAGGCUGGUCCUUUUCGCUAUACCUCAUUCAACUAGUUUUUAAAAAUUUACAAGAGAUCUGGAGGUGCUACUGGCAGUAUCUUUUAAGUUAUAUCCUCGCAGUUGGAUUUAUGAGUUUUGCAGUCUGUUACAAGCUUGGGCCCUUGGAGAAUGAACGAAGUAUCAACCUGCUGACCUGGACCUUGCAGCUGAUGGGCCUCUGUUUCAUGUAUUCUGGUAUCCAGAUACCACAGGUUGCUUUUGCCAUUAUCAUCAUUGCUCUGUGUACUAAGAACCUGGAGUAUCCUAUUCGGUGGCUGUACAUCACUUACAGAAAGAUGUGUAAGGCAACAGAAAAGAUUGUCCCCCCUCGUCUCCUGACAGAAGAAGAGUAUCGGAUACAAGGAGAGGUGGAAACUCAAAAGGCGUUAGAGGAGCUUCGAGAAUAUUGUAAUAGUCCGGACUGCUCUGCUUGGAAGACUAUUUCUCGAAUCCAGUCUCCAAAGAGAUUUGCUGACUUUGUGGAAGGUUCUUUUCACCUCACACCAAAUGAAGUUUCUGUCCAUGAGCAGGAGUAUGGAUUAGGGAGCAUUAUUGCCCAGGAUGAGAUCUAUGAAGAAACAUCCUCUGAGGAGGAGGAUGCAGAUUCUCGGUACCCCACUUUCAUGCAGAACAACUUUUUGACUUAGGUAGAAGUCAGUUAUUUUUAUGUGGACUGGCCUGGUACCUUGAUGGUCCAUGUCGCAUAUGUUGUGCAUUAUGCUUCUCAGCUUGGUGAGACAGAGUGAGAUACUGCAGGAAUUCUCCCACUGAAAUUAGAAGCCUGAGUAGGCCUCCCUCUGGAAAUGGUCUUGGUGGUCUUUGUGGGAUCCCUGGGGAAUGGGAGUGGAUAAAGUAGUGAAUGCUCCCCUUGGUUAAGCAGUCAGCUCACCUAUUAUGUUUCCAAAGAUAUUGGAUGAGCACAGCGAGCACAGCAUUCUAGCUCCUCUUUUGGAAGUUGAUUCAGUCAUGGCAUUUCUACCACUGUGACUGGCACUCGGAAGUGAGAACUGUUAUCUGGGUUGUAUUUUUUAGAGAGAAACCCACAAAUCUAAGCCUCUUUCACUUCUACUUUUA